UAUUGUCAAGUCUCGAGCUAUACUAUCUAGUUCGGGGCGCCCUUUUGGUAGGAAAGCGAGGGACAGAAUCAAGGUGUUGGAAAGACUAUUAGUAGAUAGGAAAAACGGCGUUGUGAUGAAUGAUUCCAAGACCUGCGAUUUGAGGGACAAAGGCAGAACUAACCAAGGAAUAUGAAACUUGCACGUAAGGAUUUCCUUCUUCCUCUUGAAGUCGUUGGCUUUGCUCAAAGCUAUCUCCUUGGCUUCAUGUCGCAAAAUCCAAAGGGCGUGUCUGCUGCAGUGAAGCAUCAAACUUCAUGGCAUCAUCCUCCCAUUAAUAGCAUAAAAAUCAACUUUGACGGAGGACUACUCGAUGGAGGACGGGGAGUAGGUUUGGGAGUUAUUGCUCGUGAUGCUGCUGGUUUGUGCUUGGCUUGGUUAUCUCUUCGAUUGAACAGGGGUGGAUCGAUGGAGUUGGCUGAGGAUUUGGCGGCAAGGGAGGCCAUCCGCCUUGCUCGUAGAUACUGGUGGUUGCGCGUCAUUCUUGAAGGAGACUGCAGCACACUCUUGCACAUGCUUUCUUCUCCUGAACUAGACUUUUCUGUAACUCAGAUGUUAGGUUCUUUUCUUCGCUUUUAGACUCUGUUUCUUUUCCUUUUGUUAAACGGUGUGGCAACUGACUUCUUAGCUAGGUGUGCUUCGAACCAGGAGGGGGACGCUUCCUGUCUUCCUCCGGGACUGGAGUGUGUAAUCCUUGGUGAUUUAGCCUAUUAACCUGAGUACAUAAGGGAGACUUGUAGUAAUUUUAAGAUGGGGCAAGAAUUUAUAACAAAUCAAGAAUUAUUAUAAUUUGUUGUUUGUAGUAAAUUAAUAUAUUAAUUAAAUCGAUAUAUUGCUCAAAGGAAAAAAAUUUGUA
Messenger RNA from Sesamum indicum (sesame), 895 nucleotides. NCBI's taxonomy places the organism in Eukaryota, Viridiplantae, Streptophyta, Magnoliopsida, Lamiales, Pedaliaceae. The record is from RefSeq and is a predicted model, not a curated record.